Molecule: messenger RNA, 1029 nt
Organism: Penicillium waksmanii
Lineage: Eukaryota; Fungi; Ascomycota; Eurotiomycetes; Eurotiales; Aspergillaceae
Exons: 1
Coding region: 1-1029 (342 amino acids)
Biological process (GO): dephosphorylation
Molecular function (GO): phosphatase activity
Source: RefSeq, a predicted model, not a curated record
AUGUCUCCCAUCAGCAUACUCACCUUUGUGGCAUCACUGCUCUUUGCAGACCUGGUCAACGCGGACCGGGUCCUAGGGGCGUAUAUUUUCCAGCGGCAUGGGGACCGCAGCGCUAAAGCUUGGCCACCAACAAAAUUGACCAGUCUCGGGUAUAGUCAGGAGUAUAGGACUGGGUCCUUUUUCCAUGACCGCUAUAUCUCGGAUAACUCUUCCUACCAAAUCGAUGGGAUCAGUACCGACAUCGUUAACUUGGCCCAAGUCACCGCGAGUGCGCCUCAAGAUGAUGUGAUUGACAACUCCGGAGAAGGGUUCCUGCAAGGCCUCUAUCCUCCCGUUGGCUCUAUUGCCACGGAGACUCUGCGCAAUGGAUCAACCAUCCAGUCCCCCUUGAACGGCUACCAGCUGAUUCCUAUGUCAGAUGUGCGAUCUGGCAGUGGGAGUGAGGACAACACGUGGCUGCAGAGCGCCUCUUCCUGUAGCAAGGCCAAAUUCAGCAGUAAUAACUACUUCAAUUCGAAAUCCUACCACGAUCUACUGUCAACCACACGCGGACUCUAUCAGUCUCUUGAGCCGCUGGUGAAUCAGACAUUCAGCCCCAGUGAGCUGAGCUACAAGAAUGCAUACACCAUAUGGGAUUUGCUCCACGUAGCUUUGAUCCACAACUCUACCGCGAGCUUCCCCUCAUCCGUCACUCUUACCGACACGGUCAUGCAAGAGCUGUUUGUUCUUGGGAAUGAGCACGAGUUCAACCUGGCAUACAACAUUUCAGACCCCAUUCGUGCUGUUGCAGGUAUGAAUUUGGCAGGCGAAGUUCUGACAGCUUUGAACGAAACAAUUACAUCUGGCGGAAAAUCCAAGCUGAACAUCCAGUUUGGUGCAUACGCCUCUUUCCUCUCCUAUUUCGGCCUCUCUGGGCUCUCAUCCGCCAAUGCGAACUUUACCGGAAUCCCUGGCUAUGCUUCAUCCAUGGCAUGGGAGCUUGUGACAAAUGACGAGGGAACUGGCAUGCCCCCCCAUGUCGGACAUUAG